AUGUUCAACCCGUUCAAGCGAACCAAUCUGGGCCCGCCCAUGGACCUCAGGAGCAUCCGUACGGGCCGCGAGCUGCUGGCACAGGUCGAGAUGCACUCGAUCGGCAUCAUCCCGCACGCCUACUGGGUCAUGACGCUCGUCUUUGUCGCCUUCGAUCUGGUCACGCUCGGCGUCUGCGCCUACUUCCUCGUCUACGUCCGCCCGGGCAAGUAUUGGCUGUUUAGGCUGGUCGAGUGCCGCCAACACUACGGCGAGGACCGCCGCGACGACGACGACGAAGGCGAUGGCGGCCACGAGGACAGGGAGGGGGAGCAACAGCAAAGGUGGGGACGAGGCGAUCAAGUCGAGGUCGCUCCCGCCGAUCAUCAUGUCCUUGUCCGGAAGGACGCCGAGCAUGCGGGGACGGCGAUGCGGGUCCAGGAGCCACGGCACCUUCAAGAGCGACGACGCGGUCGACGGGGGCCAAAGAGGGGCCGGCACCUGGUCGCUUCGGCCCUCUCUGCGCAGCUGACCUUUUUCUCGCUCUGGCUCCUCAUCGACAUGGUCCGGCGCAUCCUCCUCUUUCUCGAGCGCUGCCUCCUCAUCCGCACGCCUCUCGUCACCGUCACCUUUGAGCACCUCGCAAACACCGUCGGACUCAACAUCUUCUACUGGGACCUCGUCGCGUUCGCCCACCUCUUUCUCCACCACGUCCGCCCGCUCUACUGGAACGUCGGGGUGCUUAUCUUCCCCGUCAUCUCCUUCAGCUUUCCCUUCUACUACGCUGUGCUGGGAGGCGUCUACGAGUACCGGGCGCAGGCGUACAAACGCAAAGUGUACGACGCCGUCGUGGCGGCUGGGCUCGACUCUCCAUGGCCGCUAAGCAUUAUCCCGGACCUGACCAACGCCGGCUUCGCCCUGGCCAGCGCCUACUACGUCACGGGCAUCCUGGCCUUCAUCAUCGUGCUCUUCGUCCUGCUCCUCGUCGUCGGCUUCGUCGUCGUCGCCUACUUUGUCGUCACGCGCGUCUUGCGCGACCUCGAGGGCCAAAAGACCCUGCGCGGCGCCGCCGACAGCCGGAGCGGAGGAGGCGGCGCUGUCGGGGCCGCUCCGACUUUUGGAUCCGACUCGGCUUGGUCUUCGGCUGCUGUUGCCGAUGCGACUCCCCAAGGUGCAAGCUCAUCGUUCCACCUUCAGCCGCUAUGCCAUUCGAACGACCAACGCAUGCAACAGCAGCGGUGGCAGCGGCAGCAGCAGCCAUGCAAGAUGCCGCAGGGUGCAGGCGAACACGAUGCGGUCAAGUCGAUGGAUGCUUCGUCGAAGGUCAUGACGACGACGACUUCGGUCUCACUCGACGGCGAGGUCGCGCCCAGGGCAAAGAGCGGAUACGGGAUUGGCAGAUUGAGCCUGCCGCAGUCGGAACUGAAACGCUUCAUGGUGCACUGCUUCAUCUCGACGUGCCUCGGCGUCAGCCUGCCGCUGAGCCUCGGCAUCAACCUCGUCCCCGUCGUGCUCCACGCCUACCACGACGUGCUCUACGAUCCGCAGCACCUGAGCCGGCUGCACAUGCUCUACACGAUCUCGUACAGCGUGGCCGUCCUCAUCAUUUCGACGUUUGGCAUGGCCAACCUCUACUUUGCCUACCGACGAAAGGACCCUCGACUGUCCCAGACCAUCGAGGUGGGCGACCGCGGCAGCGGCAAGGUUGACGGCGUCGACGAGCAGGGAAAGGAGCGGUUGAGCCGGAUCGUCACUCGUUCUUCGACGCAGCCGCCCUCGCCUUCGUCCUGGCCCUGUGAAUCCUGUGCAGGGCGGUGGGAUCGGUGUCGGGGAUGCACCGAUGCGGCCGACGCCAAGGAGAGGGGCGAGCAGAGGAAAACGUCGGGGUACCCACCCAGCUCUUCGCUCCGACACGCCCCCUCGGUAUCGACGGUGGGCACCAUUACUUACGACGACUGCCGAAAGGCGGACCGGACCACGCUCGUCUAUUCGCCCAGGCCCACAUCGAUAUCGACGACGAAGACGACGACAAGGAGGUUCCCGGACGCAUCGACGCUGCAUCGCCUCAACUCGCUCUCUUCUGCCCACGCCGCCGCCGCCGCCGCCACUGCUGGUGCCGCCCCUACCCACGCACCUUCGUCCACCACGGCGACCUGCCCAUCACCAGCACCAGCACCCACCAAGACGACGCGACCGUCGGCAUCGCAGCAGCUCAUCCUCGACAGCCUCGUUUCGUCGCGCUCGCUGCCCAUCCGCGACUUUGUAUCCCACUACGGCGCAGCCCACCCGCCGCCCGCGCCCAACUUUGCUUUUACCCCCUCGUCGUCGUCGUCGUCGUCGUCGUCGUCGCCGCCGUCGUCGCACUCGGCGCACCACGCACCGCCGCAGCCGCGACACGUCGGUAGGCCCGACGGUGGAUGUGCGGUACAUGCCCAUAGGGCCGAGACAAACGUCGGUGACGAGGCGACACAGGGACGGAGGCGCUGGAAACCUCGUCGGGGUGCUGCGGGGGCUGCACCGUCCAGGCCGAGAGAGAGGGACGACGCGUCGCCUGCGCCCCCCGUCAUCAUCCACCUGUACUAG
Pseudozyma flocculosa PF-1 is the source of this 2562-nucleotide messenger RNA. RefSeq lists its product as uncharacterized. The transcript has 4 exons. The record is from RefSeq and is a predicted model, not a curated record. The coding region runs from base 1 to 2562 and encodes 853 amino acids. NCBI's taxonomy places the organism in Eukaryota, Fungi, Basidiomycota, Ustilaginomycetes, Ustilaginales, Ustilaginaceae.